GAAACAUUCAAUAUGGCUGCUACAAGACUGUCGCCAGUAUAAACGUAUUAGCAUUUAGAUCUAGUCACGAAGAUAAAACAUUACUCCCUCUCCCCUGUGUGAUCAACCUUUGACCUCUUCACUUUAACUCUAUUAAAGAGUGUUGAAUGUGAAGUAAAGGUCAAGGUUAUUUCAAUCAAUCAGCUGCCACAGUUGACCAUAAGACUACAGUAAAGGCCAGUAGAGAUCUGUCACAUCAAGUUACAGAAAUCAACUUGGAUAGUCUAGAUGACCACAACAGUAUGGCCAGUGGAGAGUAUAGUCUAGAUGACCACAACAGUAUGGCCAGUGGAGAGGAUAGUCUAGAUGACCACAACAGUAUGGCCAGUGGAGAAGACAUCUCAACAUAUUUUACAGGUACACAUGAAGUACAAGAAUGUCUUGAAGGUCAAGAUGAGGCAGAUCUACACACACACCUGGCAAACUGCAAGAAAAAUCCUGGCCAUAAAAACUUUGUACCUGUAAAUCAGUUAAGUCUUGAACAUUUUCCUUCUGGCUACCAUGACAACGAUGUGUAUGACCUCACAAAAGCCAUGGCUGACCUAACUGUGAGGAUAGCUGUUAAGUUGACCAGUCCAGACAGACCAGAGUUUGUACCAGGCACUAAAGAUCCAUAUCCUUGCUACAACACCAGGGGACAGAACUCACUGAGGACAGGGACUGGGAGGGUGAGAUGGGUGAUCAAGUACACAGAGGGGAUGGACCAGACAUACAGGAGGACCUACAGAACUUGUCCAUGUCCUGAAUGUGACCACUCGGACACACCCAGCAAAGUGUGGUGGAAGGUUGAUGUGGUGACAGCCAAACAUGUGGUUUUUGAUGAGAGUGAGGCGAGACAGUCCAGCUGUAGGUUGUGGUUUGAUGAGGAGAAUUGUCCCGUUGUCAACAUUUAUGGGUGGAAGGUAGGUUGGUCAGAUUCUGAGGGAGACAAGUGCAUGCUGUGUUGUGUGACACAUGACGUAGAUGUAGCUGAUAAACUGGAGGAGAUGGUCAAGCGGUUUGAUAGUCUUCGUGAAAAAGGAAGUGACAAAUUCAACAUGGACAAGCUGACCAUUAUAGUGUCACAUCCUCAUGGCUGUUCUAAGCAGAUCUCUGUAGGUCACUUCGUACACAGGCAGGUGGUGGGGGGUGGCUCGACCAGGUACACGUACACAACGUGUACCUGUCCAGGUAGCAGUGGGGCUAUGAUCUACAAACUGGGGUGGGGCUGGGGGUACGGCUCUAACCACCCCCACAGUGGAGCUAACACUGGUGGUUUAAAUUAUAGUGGGGUGUGGGCUGACUUAUUUUUGUAAUUGGCUGCUCUUUUCUACAAUGUAAACAAACAUGGCGUCUGUUGGAUGUCUGUCUUUUCUAGAAUGUAAACAAACAUGGCGCCUGUUGGAUGUCUGUCUUUUCUAGAAUGUAAACAAGCAUGGCGGUGUUGAUUGUUGGCUGUUUUCUGUUUGACAUAUUAUUGUUGACUAAUUCUUUAAAAUGUGAAAUUAAUUCUUCACCAUAAUAAAGUAUAAUUGUGAUUUA
Messenger RNA from Physella acuta, 1560 nucleotides. RefSeq lists its product as uncharacterized. Lineage: Eukaryota; Metazoa; Mollusca; Gastropoda; Physidae. The record is from RefSeq and is a predicted model, not a curated record.